Messenger RNA from Diospyros lotus (date-plum), 642 nucleotides. RefSeq names its product VQ motif-containing protein 31-like. The transcript has a single exon. Lineage: Eukaryota; Viridiplantae; Streptophyta; Magnoliopsida; Ericales; Ebenaceae. Bases 38 to 559 code for a protein of 173 amino acids. The record is from RefSeq and is a predicted model, not a curated record.
CUCUCUCAAUUCGGCGGGAAAACAACAAAGAGUUUCGAUGGCUCCUUCGUCUCCGACGCCGACGACCUUCGUGCAAGCAGACGCCACCACCUUCAGAGAAUUGGUCCAGAAGUUGACCGGCGCAGCCGGGGGCUCCGACGGAAAAACCCUGCCACCCCUCCCAGCGAGGCUUUCGUCAAGACCCGGCAACACCCACGGGGCCACCGCAAUUCGCCGGUCACCCUUCAAGCUCCAGGAGCGGAGAAGCACCAUGAGGAAGCUCGAGAUCAAGCUUGGGCUCACUUCCCUCCGCGACUCGCCCACGAAUCAGAGCCCCGUGACCCCGCUCGGCUGCGACGCCGUGUUCUCCCCCCGACUCGGCUGCGGAUUAAUGGAGUCUCCGUCGCCGCCGCCUCAGGCGGUGUUGGAGGAGGAGAAGGCCAUUGUGGAGAAGCAGUUUUACCUGCACCCGUCCCCGCUGAGUGCGCCGAGGAUUUCGAGGCAGCCAGAGCUGUUGACUUUGUUUCCGUUGACCUCCGAGAGACUGCAGCCCCUCGGGUCCUCUAAGAUUGGCUCUUAACAGUAUGAUCUGAUUUUUGGCCUUUUGUUUUUAUUGAAAAUUUGAUUUUUAUUUUUAUUUAUAAUAUUAUAUAAGUGAUGACU